AUGAUAUUACAGAAUGCUAAAAAGAAAAAACAAUGUGAUUUAUCACAACAUUGUAAAAAAGUGAAUGUUACACAAAAACUAAAGCAAAAGAAUAUAAAAAAAUGUCAGAAGGUUAAAGAAAAUUUAAAUAUUCCAAAUAUGUUUUUAAAAUAUAAUGGAGAAGCAUAUAAAUAUCAAAUUCAACAAUUAAAUUACUUAUUUAAACAACCCUUAAACUAUUCAACACUUACACAGGAUGAAUUAUAUGUAUUAUAUAAAAAAUAUAAAUCAGAUGGACAUUAUAAAAAUAAUAAGAACUUACCAUCAUUUACAAGUCAUUUUGUCAAUAAUAUAUUUAAUGAAAAUAUUCAUUUUCAUGAUAAGUUUUCUGAUAUACAAAAUAUGAAAUCUAAAAACAAUGAAGACAUAAUUGCAGAUCUAUAUUGUAAUAAUCUUAAUGAAAAUCAACAUAUAGAAGAAAAUUCAAAAAUAUAUGAAAUUCUACACUCAAAUAUAAAUCAAGAUCUAUUGAAAUGUACAGAAACUUCUCAAGUAAAUAAUAUGGAAAGUAGAAUACAUAAUAAAUAUCUUUAUAAUGAAGAAAAUACUUUAUCAAAUAAUAAUUAUAAUUAUAUGAAUCAUAAUGUACAAUAUAAUAAUUUGGAAAUAUUAAAUGAUAUACAAAAUAUUGCUCAAUCAAAAUCAAACACUAAAAAAAUUUCUAAUAUAGAAGAGGAUUAUUUUACAUGUAAUUUAAUAAAUUCACAAAAUAUUUCCAAAGAACAUCAAAAUUCCAGAUAUAUGAAUAAAAAUUUACUUUAUAAUGUUUCUGAUACAAAUAUGCAAUAUGAAAAUUUAACUAAUGAUAGCGAAAUUUCACAAGAAAAUAAUAUACAUUAUCCUGUACAGUAUAAUAAUUUCUCAUUAAAUCCAAACUUUUAUAGUGAUUUCUAUUUAAAUAAAUGCAAUAGCACAACUUCUAUAAAUAAUAACAAUUGUCAAUCAUUAAAAAAUGCACAAUCAAUUUGCAUUCCUCACAUCACAAACUUGGAAUCAUGUUUUAAUGUAAAAAAUUCUAUCACAUCUUAUCCAUUACCAUUGAUUAAAAGUCAUUUAGAUGAACAAAGUAAUUUUAACUUACCUAUUUAUACAGAUACAUAUUCUGUAUGUAAUAACAAAAAAUUAACUCAUAUUUCUAAUGAUAGUGUUAAUGAUAUUCAAACAAAUUUUAAUGCUUAUAAUUUAAAUUCAAGUGUAAUGUCAGAUGAUAUACAUUCACAAAUAAAUACAUUCAUCCCAUCCUGUGCUAAUAUGAUUAAUCAGUAUAAUUAAAAUAUUAUAAUAUUUAAA
Messenger RNA from Apis mellifera (honey bee), 1329 nucleotides. Its product is annotated as GATA zinc finger domain-containing protein 14-like. NCBI's taxonomy places the organism in Eukaryota, Metazoa, Arthropoda, Insecta, Hymenoptera, Apidae. The transcript is spliced from 2 exons. Bases 1 to 1311 code for a protein of 436 amino acids. The record is from RefSeq and is a predicted model, not a curated record.